This is a messenger RNA of Saprolegnia parasitica CBS 223.65, 2122 nucleotides long. RefSeq lists its product as hypothetical. Gene Ontology annotation, molecular function: metalloendopeptidase activity. The transcript is spliced from 6 exons. Bases 1 to 2085 code for a protein of 694 amino acids. Lineage: Eukaryota; Oomycota; Saprolegniomycetes; Saprolegniales; Saprolegniaceae. The record is from RefSeq and is a predicted model, not a curated record. Gene Ontology annotation, biological process: proteolysis; peptide metabolic process.
AUGGUCAAGGCCGCACGCGUCGGUGUCGCCGCCGCCGUUGCCGUGAGCCUCGCGCUCCUCGUGGUGCACAAGCGGCGCGCGCUCAGCGUCGCGCACAAGAAGGCGCUCACGAAGCUUCGCUUUGACUUGACGCCAGCAGACAUUGCUGCCGAGACGACAGCGAUCCUCGAGGCGUGGCGCGCCGUCGACGACGAAGUUGCGCUCGCCGAGUCCUGCACGUACGAAGAGACGGCGGCGCGGCUCGCGCAAAUCGAGCUCGAGCUGUCGCCGCGCAUUAGCAGCGUGACUUUUUUGCGCGACGUGGGCGCGACGCCAGCAUUGCGCGACGCGGCGACGGCCGCCCACGAAGCCAUCACCGCCUAUGGCCUCUACAGCAGCAUGCGCGCCGACGUCUACCGCGUCAUCAAGGCGCUCGCGGACAGCGCCGUGGGCGCGCGCCUCGAGGGCGAGAAGGGUCGGUUCGUCCAGCGCCUCGUGCGUGAUUUUGAGCGCAACGGCGUGCACCUGGAUGCACCGCUCCGGCAGCGCGUGCUCUGGCUCCAGAAGAAGAUUGCAUCGCUUGCGACUGCGUUUGCAAAAAACCUCUCGGACGAUUCCACCGAAGUGCUCUGUACCCGCGAUGAGCUGCGCGGCGUCUCGGCCGACGUGCUGACGGCCAUGGCGACCGACAAGUAUGGGUGCUUCAAGGUGACGAUGCACUACCCGAUCGCGUUAUCGGUGCUGCAGACGUGCGACGUGGCGGCGACGCGGCAGCGUGUCGAGGCGGCGUUCAGUAGCCGCUGCCAAGCGACCAAUGUCCCGAUCCUGGAAGAGAUGCUGCGCCUUCGCCGCGAAGCCGCGUCGCUCCUUGGCUUUCCAUCGCACGCGGCUUUUGUGGCCAGCAUUCGGAUGGUGCAGUCGCCCGCCAACAUCAGCUCGUUUCUACACGCGCUCGAUGCAAAGCUCACGCCGCUCGCCGAGACCGAGCUGCAAUCGCUGCUUGCGCUCAAGCACGCGACUGAACCGACGAGCGAAGACGCUUCGUUGGCCAUGUGGGACUAUCGGUACUAUCUCCAUAUGUACCAAAAGACGCACUGCGCCGUCGACCACCACGAGCUCCAAGCGUACUUCCCGCUAUGCCACGUCACACGCGUGCUGCUCGAGACGUUCACUGAGCUUUUCGCCGUCACGUUCACCGAGGUGCCCUCGCCGCACGUGUGGCACCCCGACGUCCGGAUGUUUGCCCUGCACGACGCGCGGGCUGGUCGCCGGCACGGCCACCUCAUGGGCUACGUGUACCUCGACCUCUUCCCACGCAGCGGCAAGGUCUCGCACCACGCCGCGUGCCAUGGGCUCCAAGCCACGGGGCUUGACACUGAGCUCAAACGACAGCUGCCCGUUGUGGCCUUGGUUGCCAACUUGACGCCGCCGAGCGCAACCACGCCGUCCCUGCUCCUGCACAGCGAGGUGGUCACAUUCUUCCAUGAGUUUGGCCACGUCAUGCACCACAUGUGCUCGGAAGUGCACAUUAAGCGCUUUGGCGGCACGGCCGUCGAGCGGGACUUUGCCGAAGCACCGAGCCAAAUGCUCGAGCAGUGGUGCUGGGAUGCCGACAUGCUGCGCCGUCUCUCGUGCCACUACAAGACGCAGCAGCCGCUCUCGGACGAGCGCAUCGCUACGCUCGUCGCAUCGCGCAACGUCUGCGCCGGCCUGCAGACCAAACGCCAGUUGCUGUUCGCGCUAUUUGACCAGGCCGUGCAUGGCGACGAUGAUGCAGGUGACAUGGCUCACCUCCUCGAGACGCUGCACCGCACCGUGCACUUGAUCCCGAUGACCCGUGGCACGAACGUCGCGGCGUCGUUUGGCCACCUUGUCGGCACCUACGACGCACAGUACUAUGGCUACCUCUGGAGCGACGUCGUUGCGACCGACCUGUUUGCCACGCGGUUUGCGGCGGAGGGUCUUCUAAACCAGGCCACGGGCGUCGAGUACCGCGAGAGUAUCUUGGCGCGCGGCGGCAGCGUCGAUGCGACCGACCUUGUCUCGAGUUUUCUCGGGCGGCCGCCCAACGACGUGGCAUUUUUGAACGCCAAAAUUGUCUCGUAAUGGAUAGACAAUAAUGUACGGUGCGACAUGAUGCUAG